Molecule: messenger RNA, 40552 nt
Organism: Pocillopora meandrina
Lineage: Eukaryota; Metazoa; Cnidaria; Anthozoa; Scleractinia; Pocilloporidae
Source: the annotation of a GenBank genome assembly
AGAGUGAGCGGCCUUCCAGUCCAGAGAAAAUAAAGAAGAUUUCUGCUCAGGUAUUGUGUGGUAAACAAGUUUGGGUGCUUACAGUAGCUGUCAUUUGUAGUAGUAAUGUUUUUUGUGUACAUGAGGAGUCAACAUGAUUGAUGAACUGUGGCCGGGAGUAGUGAAUCUGUUAUUUCUAUCACCCAGACUGCACCUUCAGAAAAACAAACCCAGCAGAGGAUAAAGAUGUCACAAGCUUUGAAGGAUAUUCAAGAAUGUAUGUAGUAUCUAAAGUGAAACUGUAUCAACUCUGUAUGUCUACAUGCAAUUUAUAGUACUGCAAGACUCAGAUAAAGAUGAUCAGGUUAUAUUGACAAGCUGUCUUGUCAAUUUCUUAUUGACCAAUCACAAAGAAAUUCAAUGCAGGCAUACAAACCCCUAACUACUGUUUCCUGUUGCUGUUGUGAUUGGGGUCUCUCAUGUCAGAUUAGGUUGUCCACGAAUAUUUGUGCUUAUUUCUACAAACAUUACGCUAUUGACAUUGUGGAUCCUAGCAGUAUGCAGGAUGCAUGUCAUAUGAACUUCGUAAUAGACUUCGCUCACUGUGGAGUCUCUGUGGCUCAGUGGUAGAGUAUGGGAGCAUGGUGUGAGGUACCAAUCCUUAUAGGGACUCACAAUUUUUUCUUUGUCCCAUGGUUGUGACAGGACAAAAAAAUCUUUUGUUCUCUCCUUUAAUAUUUGUGCUGUUCAAGAUUUCCUGAGUUAAACAGAUAAGUAUGAAAAAUAUUGUUACAGCACACUGAACUUCUUCUGAUUAAUCAAGAGCUUGAUGUUUCACAGAUUUGAAGUCAGUUCCAGCAAGUGAAAGUGCUGGGGAUAAACUUCAAGUUUUGGAGGGAAUUGACAAAAAACUAAGAUUAGGUAUGAGCAGUAAAAGCUGCCUUUAUUGUCUUUGACUUGACAUGUAACAGUCUAAUGGGAAUGUUAAAUGGCAUAAUUGUGUCUGAUUUGUGAACAGUGUAAAGCCAAGAUCAGGCAUUCAAUCAAUGAGGCAGUCAGUUAGUUAGCUGUUUAGUCAGUCUGUCACUCAGUCUGUCAGUCAGUUGGUCAAACAGCUGUUUGUUAGUUGUUUAGAAAGUCAGACAGUCGGUUGGUUAGUCAGUCAAUCAGUUACAAUGUAGUAAGUCAGUUGUUUCUUAAUUCAGUCAGUCAGUUAAUCAUUGUGAUAUCUACACUGUAAUCAAUUAACUGAUUGAUCAAUCAAGCAAUCUGUCAAUCAAUCAAUCUGUCAAUCAACUUCAUCAUCAAUAUCAGCUAAGUUUGUUUAAUUUCCCUUCAACAAUUUAUCUCUCAGUGUUCGAAAGGUCAUCUGACAUAAGUUCUGCUAAAGCUGUCAUUGGAACUUGCAAAGACAUGUGUCCUGAGAAGGUAAACCUUUAGUAUACUGUACUCUGCUCUCAAAUAUACAAAGCUUGAGCCUGAGCCACAUAUAUUGUGUUAACCCUUUAACUCUCAGAUCCAAUUUGUAAUUCUCCUUACUGUCAACUACACGAUUCUUAUAAUGUUAGUUCACAGAAUUUAGUAUUGGAUCAACUAAUUAUCCCCAAAUUGAUAUUUUUCUUUAUUCUCAUCACUUUUCUUCUUGAUAUUGAAUUGAUAUUGUAAGGAGAAAUUCUGUCUUGGUCAUUAAUGGGAGUUAAAGGGUUAAGAAAAAUGUAAUGUUUGUUGUUUGUAUGGGUUCUUUUCAACCUGACAGUUAAUUUUGUAUGCUAUAGGAAAGGUACAUGCGAGAGCAUCAAAGAAGACUGAGUGUGUUUGAGGUUGUGUCUGGGACAGGCAGCUUUGUAAGUACAUCUUCACUGUAAUUGGUUAAUGUUUGUCAUUUCCAAAGAAGCUGUACCACAAAUGCAGUUGGACCUGUAUUAAGCAGCAACGAAUUAAGCAGUCAUCCUGUCAUCAUCAGUCCUCAAAGUCCCAAAUUUGUUUCCCCAUAAUCACUGUUAUUUUCACCACUGUUAAGCCAUCCCCCCCAUUAUGCAGUGGUGGUCACCUUUGACUAAGCCUCAACAGCCUGUUUCUAUUCUCUUCCUCAUCUAUUGAUUAGUCACUUAACCUUUUGAAUCCUAAAAGUGACUAGCACCCAAUUUCUCCCCACAAUAUCAUCCCUGAACCACACAUUAAGGUCAUGAGAAUAAAGGAAAUGAUCACCAACAAAACAAGCUCUUGAUUGGUAAACAAAUUCUCCUUGUCAGCACCCUAGGAAAUGUAUAAAGAGCAGUAUGGAGAAUAUGCAUACUGAUUUUCAGGUAUAAAAGGUUAAAGUGGAACUACUUAAAUACACCUAAGAAUAUCAAUAAUCUUUCAUAAGUGAAAUGUAAUCCAUUUUUCUCUCCAGUAGUUAAUGUACAUUAGUUUUUGUACGUUAAGCGGUCAAUUAUGGCGUGAAAUGGCAUUUGUAUCAUUUUAUGUAUCACCCCUGUUCUGUAGGACUUGUAAUGAGCAGUCACCCUGUCACCCCUGUGGGUGACCACUUAAUACAGGUUUGACUGUAUUAGGUUAAUGUUUGUUGUUUACAAAGAUAGUUUAAAAAUAUCUCUUUAAACCACCUUGACCUUUUGACUCCUAAAAGGGACUAACAUGUAAUUUCUCCUUAUAAUAUCAUCCUCUGAAUCAAACAUUAAUGCAGGGCGUGAAAUUAACUUUUUUUUCUGAUAGCCACUUGGCUCCUAAAUUCUUCAAAGUGGUAGCCAAUUCAAAAAAAGUUGGUCGCCAUUUUCAAAGACAAACAAAAUCUUUCUUUACGCUGUCAGCGUUCUAGAUAGACCCUCCAAAAUUAAGUUAGGGAAAAGAUCUUUAACGUGCUACAAAGUGGACACUAGGAUGUAUGAUAUACAACGUUCAGGCUCGUCUAAAUCCAAGAUGGCGUCUAGUUAUCGAUCGAGAUGCACGUGCUAUGUUUUGGAAACAAACUUAACGAGGAAGUUUGCCGCGGAUUUAUCUUUGCAAAUUUAUUUAAUUCACUAUAUCUCGUAGUAAGGUUAUGAUGAAACGUUGUAGUCGCCAAUUUGGCGACUAACUUUCAGGAUUUGGUCGCCAAAGUGAAAAAUUUAGUCGCAUUGGCGCCUUUAUUAGGCGCAAUUUCACGCCCUGUAAUGUCAUGAGAAUCAAGGAAAUGAUCACCAACUAAAGAAGCUCUUGAUUGUUAGACAAAUUCUCCUUUUAGCGCCUUAGGAAAUGUAUAGAGGACAGCAUAGAGAAUUUGAAUACUGAUGUUGGUUUAAAAAGGGGUUUAAAAUAUCUUUUGGAAAGGAUAAAUAACUGACUUUCUACAUAAUUUAUUUAAAAAAUGUUUCUAAUUAAAAUGUGUUGAAUAGUUAUCCUUAAAUCAGUUAUUUCAGAUCUUUCUGUAUUAAAGAGAAGAUGAUUCACCAAUUUUAAAUAAUUUUUUUACUUGUGAGAGUUGUAAAGAUUUUUACUGAGAAAAAAAAGGUUUCAGAGAGAUUUUCCUAGUAUUGUUUAAGAAGCCACAAAUGAUUGUUGCAGGUUUAAUAUUUGUUCAGUGAUGGCUCGAUCAUUAACCCAAAUUCUCUAUACUGUUCUCUAAACAUUUCUUAUGGGACUUGCAAGGAGAAUUUGCCUAACAAUCACAAGAAUUUUGAGCUUGUGAUCAUUUCCUUUAUUCCCAUGACCAUACUCUUUGAUUUAGGGGUGAUGCCAUUGGGAGAAAUUAGAUGCUUGUCACUCUUUGGGGUCAAAUUGUUAAGUAAAGAAAAAACAAAACAUCCUGUCUGGCAAACAUGUAGGUUUGUGUGGAAGAAUUUUCAUGUAGGUUGUGUUCUUACUACAGAACCAUGAAGCUCUCACAGCUGACUGCCAUAGCUUAGGAGACACUCUAAAUCUUCCCCCUCCCCCCGGCCCCAUCUCCACCCCUCUCCUUAUUUUUGACUGUCAACCGCUCUCUUGGUACAAAUUUCUUCUCCUCCCAGCCUUCCACUGCCAUUAAAAUCAAAGAUGGCGGCCAUAAUUUUUGUUAAGAAAAUACUGAGCACUCGCUCGCCAAAAUUACGCUUGCUCCGCAGGCCAACUCAUCAGUAGAUCACAAGUUUUACGAUGCUCAUAAUUUCGUUUUUUUUCUGCGUAUGCCUGCAUGUGUCACCAAUGGAAACUUGUCUUUGUGACUGACUAAUUGCUUGUCACUAUCAACCUUGUUGCACCCCAAAGGAUGAAAAUCCUCAAGUCAAUCACACCCGUGCAGUCAAGGAAUAUGACAGAUCUGCCGCUGAUAAGGUAAAGGGUAUCUUUCAUUCCUCUUUUUCGUGCAUCUGUUUGUUAUGCAAAUGCACUCUGUAGAGAAGUAUCACUUACUCACAAUAAUUGAUUACUUGCUUGCUGCGUUAUUCACCCUUAAACUCACAGAAGUGAUUAACAAGUAACUUCUCCAUGUAAUACCCAUGCAUUAUUCAGCACACAGGUAAUGAGAAUACUCAAACUCAUCAGGCACAAGGUAUUAACCUUGAUUAUUGAACGCCAAAUUCUCCUAACCAAUUUUCAAGGAAAUGUUUAGCAGCUAGAGGGAAGAGUUAAAAAUCAGAUCUUGGGAGUUAAAGAGUUAAGUGUUGGGCACGGUGAAAUUACUAGCCGUCAGUGCAUUCCAUUUCCUUUUAAUUUGUGAUGACAUAAUUAUUCACCUUUUUUUGGGGGGUGGUCGGUUUUUUUUUUUUUUUUACAAGGUCCAGCCAAUUAAUGAUCUACAUCUUGAUUUUGUUUUUUUAGCAUUGUCAAGAGGUUUUGAAGCUAAAAAUGAAACACAUUAUUUUUUGCCUUAAACGACUCGCAUGAAAAAUAAAUUUUAUUGAAGUACUGUACUGCUGAAAUUUAAGUUAAUAUCCUCUUUCGAGAAUCGAGCCUCUAGAAACUCAAAUCAAAUAAUUUCUCGAGGAACGGACUCAUUCGCGAAGAUUCAAGGAUCGAGAAUCGAGGGACUGUCAACUUAGAUUUUAGCGGUAACUGUACAUCAUUCCACAACCGCGGCUGGCAUGGAAGUAAGUCCUCGUUUACAUAACCGUUUCCUCGUGUUUAGGAAGAGCCAUUGCCCCAUGAGCUCCGCCCUGUACCAGUCCUCAGGAUGACCAUGGAUUAUCUGGCCACAAACAUCAUGGAUCUGUGUGAAGGAAGGGAAGGAGAGUGGUUUGAUUUUCUAUGGAACAGAACCAGGGGAAUCAGGAAGGUAUGUACAGGUCACUAACUGUACAAAGGAGCCACUCCAGGCCUGUAUUAAAACGAUAGAAUUUAUGAUCACGGGCUUAAGUAUGUUUUUAGGCGCGACUCAAAGUCAUUUAAGCCCCAGUUGGUAAAAUAACUCUCUGGAUGGCAAAAAACAUAUCUACGCCCGAGAACGUGAAAGGAAUUGCUAUUACUAUCACUCUGGAGGGCAUGGAGAUGAUAAAAACUGAAAAAAAAAUGACAACGUAACAGUCUGAACAAUCACGCGAGCGUACAAGCGGGCUAACAAUUAUUAAAAAUACAUAUAUAUGUAAAAUACAAAGUGAUGAUAAGGUAUUCUUUGUGAGGGUGUAAGUCUAUCGCAGUCUUGCAUGCACGCGGGAAGUUUUGGAUGCACGCGCGAAGUUUUGGAUGCACGCACGUAGUCUUGGAUGCACGUGCGAAGUUAGGAUGCACGUGCGUAGUUUUGGAUGCACGCGCGUAGUUUUGGAUGCACGCGCGUAAUUUUGGAUGCACGUGAAGUUUUGAAUGCACGCGCGUAGUUUUGGAUGCACGCGCGAAGUUUUGGAUGCACGUGCAAAGUUUUGGAUGCACGCGCGUAGUUUGGGAUGCACGCGCGUAGUUUUGGGUGCACGCGCGUUGUUUUGGAUGCAUGCGCGAAGUUUGGGGAGCGGAAUAGAAUUAUUACUUGGCUCGUGACGCAAUAGACAGCAGGUUUACAUGUAGCUUUUUGACUGUUUUAUAAACUUUGCAUGUUCAUCCUUAUUUCGAUAUAAGGUUGAGUCAAGUCUUAACUGAAUGAACAUAAUCUUCAUGUAGAGUGAGUUUUUGCUCUGAUAUUUCUGUGUGCGCGUGCUGUCGGUUCUCUGAAGUGAACAGAUUUCAAAGACGAACAGAUUAGGAUCAAGGACGAAUUCACAUGUACAAUACGAGGAUAAUUUAGCGCCAAAUGAGGGCUGUUAUGUGCAUCGUGCUUCUAAUCUCUUUGCCAACAUGUGUAACGAAACGUUCACUACUAAUUUACCGCCUAUGAUAUUCAACUUUACUGUGGACAUUCUUUGUCAUCUUCAGGAUGAUAGAAGAAUUUUAAAAAAAUCCGAUUAUUUUAGCUUUUCCUGUUGCAAUCUAAAGACUGAUGUGAUUGAAUUAUCAAAAGUUUAGCAAGCAUGGUGGUUGUUGUAAAAUUGUACCGUUCAUUUUCAUUCUUUUUGUUGUAGGAUAUUACCCAACAGCACUUAUGUGACCCUGAUUGUGUCGAUCUUGUCGAGAAAACAGCCAGGUACUUAAACGUUUGUUUAUGAAUACCGCGCCUCCUAGAUGUGGACAUUUGACGUUUAAAUUUCUUUAAAUGUUUGCUUAACUGGGGGACAUUAGUUCUUUUGGUCUUUUGUUUUAUUUGGUAGAUUUCGUGGCUCUCCUCCCUCUCACGCGAUUUUAGAACGCAUUUUAGUGAGUUUCUCGAAGAGAAAACCAAAGUUAUGUCAUCGGCCAAUUAAAGGAAAAUGAGAACUCAACAUUCCGACAGUUAAGCUACCUCAAGUGCGAGAAAACGUGGAUAACCAAGUUGUAUUUGGUCUUGAUUUUGCACUUAUUCGGUUGAGGGGCCAGGCCAGGUUUUGAACCCAGGCUUCUCCAUUCAGGCCACCCGUGUCCAAUCAGUACUUGCCGGGGUUUUUCUCGGAUAGGAAAAACGUAUAGGCUUGAGACAUGAUUGAUAUCGUUACAACUUCUGACUAACCAUCCGAUUGGAUUUCAUUCAAGUUUGCUAACGAGUUUUUCUUUUCCUAAAUGGUAAUUUGGUAUUAUCAACUGAGAUAAUAAAAUAAAUUGGGCUAACGCUCGAAACGUCAGCUUUUAAACUCUUUACGGUGGCCAAUUUACGUUAUCGUCAGUUGCCAAUACUAAAUUGCCCUGUAAUACUCUCCAACCGACGCAGCACCACAGUUCCUUUAGAAACUUGCCCCCUUUAUUUUUCUAAAUGGUGUAUGGUUGUUUGUGUUUAUUUUUACAGGUUUCAUAUAUUUUGCGCCCACUUUCUGUGUGAGGCAGACAUGAAUUCCUUUGAUGCAAAAAUCAAUACUGAGAAUUUAACCAAAUGCCUGCAAACUUUAAAACAGUUUUACGGAGAUCUCCUCAAAGACAAGGUACAGGAAACAUUUUGCUGCUGAACUUAAACACGAGGAAUGAAUCCGCACAUUGUAGAGGGACGGUCUUGAAAAAUUGUACAAUUGACGGUGUUGUUGGUUUGCAUACAACUUACAUUACAUUACCAAAGUAAUUCUGUUUUUAGCUGAGAUGUGCUGUAAUUUUUUCAAGCGAGAAGAUUAUUUUUGAGUGUAACUACAUCAAGCUCUCCAGAUCAAUACGAUUUUUAGCUGUGAAUAAUUGGGACAAGAUUGGAAUAUGAUAGAGAAGUGGUUUAAACUAAUUCUCGCGAAAAGCUGUGUGCAUCUUUUCGAUGUUUUUCCAAUGUCAUUUUUCCGCAACCAAAUCGGUGCAUGAUGGGAAUGACUUUUCUUCUUCUGCUAUUUUGCUUAAGGGAGUAACAUGCCCGCAAGAAGCAGAGUUUAGAGCUUAUGACAUUUUGCUGAAUUUGAAUGGAGGAGACAUUCUUAGGUAAGUUGAUAAUUGUAGAGUUUUUAUGGCGAGAGUUGAGUAUCAUAAGCCAAUGUUAAAUCUUUGUUAUAGCCUCGAUUUCGUGCGGCCUCGUGUGUACUUGUAAACCGUGUGGGUAUCACAACACAGAGCAAUGCAACACGGUGUAAUAGAGUAACGCAUUGUAACGAGACAGUCUAGUGCAACACAAUGUUGCGCACUUUGAUGCAGCGCGAUACAACGCAACAGAUUAUAUUAUAUAACUUUGCAACAAAAUGUGCGACACAUUUUGGUGCAAAGCAGUGCGCAACCUCAAACUCUAUGAAAUUUUCCCAAGAACUAACGGAUAUUUUAUGCAUGGUUCAUUAGUAAACGUAUUGAUAUUUUCUCUCCUUUAGGGAAGUGAUGACAUUUCGAGAUGAGAUUCAACAGUCACCUGAAGUGGGAUUUGCCAUGGCUGUUUUCCAUGCUCUCAAUAGUAACAACUUUGUGAGAUUCUUCCGUCUUCUCCGGUACGUUAAUCCUUUGUUUACAGUUCUAUUCACUUGGAUAUAUCGGAGAAACAUUUUUCUCUCAAUGAUUUGUUCUAAAGGAAAUGGACCACGAUUUUCCAAACCUUUUCUUACGCACACUAAGGUGCUUAUUCGAAUGCGCGUGCUAUCAUUUUUCGACGAUUACGUCAUAUCCUAAAGUGAUCACUCACCUUCUUGCAUGUUUUCUGGCACUGAAGGAAGGGAGUGUGAUUCACCAACUACCUUAUCUCAAACAUCCGUGAAUUUCAUCAUCGCCCCCAGACUCUUGAAGAUGCGAGAUGCAAACUGAGAUCGAAUGCUCAAAAAGACCUCUGCAGCUUGCAUGUUUUGUUUAGGCAUUUCAGGACACGCGGUAAUACUUUAGAGAAAUGUUUCUUUCAAACUUCCUCUUUUUCAUGUGCACAUUCACGCAUAAUUUAUCAAAGACAGCUAGGAAUUCCCUUAAAACAAGAGGCUUAUUGGGUCUCGUUUAAGCUUUUAUGUACGAGUGCUUUUGUCUUUUUUCAUAGAAACGCUAGCUAUCUCAGUGCUUGCCUACUUCAUCGAUACUUCACUCAGGUACGAUUUCACAAAUGGUCUACUCUUUCCCUGACAUGUUUCCUUACACUACGUUAGACUCCUUGCAGGAUUUCAAUUUCUUCCUCAUUAUGCAGUCAGCACCUGUAGGUAUCACUUGGGAAUUUAUUUCGAUCACCAGUUCAAUCUCUGAUCCUUAUUAAAUCUCAAAUGUAGCGUCCCUCAACCAAUGAAUGAGCGUUUAUGGACACACAUCCAUGCACCUACACGCGCUGGAUAAACAGAGUGUUACAAUUUGUUUUCAGGUUCGCAGCAAAGCCGUGCAGACGUUAAAUCACUCGCUGAGUACUCCAAACAGACCCACAUCUUUCCAGCUUAAGGAACUUGUAGACAUUUUGGCAUUUGAAAAUGAGUCUGAGGUAACGUAAUUUUGGAGUGUAGAUCUUUACCUUUGGUACUUUCUUUCCUUCGUUCUUUCUUUCUUUUUUCUUUCUUUUUUCUUUCGUUGUUUCGUUCUCUCGUUCUUUCUUUCUUUAUUUCGUUAUUCCUGUCUGACUGACUGUAUGCCUUUUGUUUUUGUUUUUGUUUUUUGUUUUUGUUCUUGUGUUUCUUUCCUCCGUCCUUCAGUUCUUUCUUUCGCUUUUUUUGCGUUCUUUCUUUCGUUUUUUCUUGCAUUCUUUCUUUCGUUUUUUCUUUCGUUCUUUCUUUCGUUUUUUCUUGCGUUCUUUCUUUCGUUUUUCUUGCAUUCUUUCUUUCGUUUUUUCUUGCGUUCUUUCUUUCGUUUUUCUUGCGUUCUUUCUUCCGUUUUUCUUGCGUUCUUUCUUUCAUUUUUCUUGCGUUCUUUUUUUCGUUUUUUCUUGCGUUCUUUCUUUGGUUUUUUCUUUAUUUCUUUCCUUGUUUCUUUCUUUAUUUCAGUUUGAUGGACUGUAUGCCUUCCUGUUUUCUUUGUUUGUUUUUGUUCUUGUGUUAUGUGUCGCUGGUUGGCUGAGAAGUUUGACUUAAUUUUAGGCAGUCAAGUCAGUCGUUAUUUCAGUGCAGUAAAUUUAGUUUGUUUGGAUAAAGUUGGUGCGAAUAAAGGUUUGAAUUGAAUUAUGAUUAAAAAGGCGGAAAGACUAAAAUGAUUUUAGUGGAAAUGUUUUCUGAGUGUUAGCGCGAAUGCUUGACUCUCUAGCUUAAAAGAAAACAAAACAAGAAAAGAAGAGAUAUAAUUUCAACAGUUUCUAAAUCUCGUCGAGUAAAUUUCAUUGUCUGAAUUUUACUAUUCACAAGUUUUUCACAGUAAGCGAUCAACUGUAACAAAUGCUGUUCUUGCAAAACAGGAUUUUGGUUAUGUCACGAAAACCUUUACCUGAACCUCCCCCCCUCAAGGCUCUGUUGUAUUUACAUGAUCCCCCCCUUAUCGGAAGUUAGUUGGCAGUCAGUUUUCUACAGUCCCCUCUUUAUAAUCUGUUGAUGACGACUGAUCCUUUUCCAUUCCCUCUAAAACCCAUGUGACAACACCCCCCCUCCCUAAAAAAAAAUCUUUUCCAUUCUUCCCCGGGCGAUUGAUGACUAGUCUCUUCAAAGUAGAUUCUCUGCUUUUUCGGUAAGAGAAUAGGUAGACUAAAUGAAUUCUCUGUGAACGUCAAACUCAAUAAUGGCUAUAAUAAGGACUUUUUUUUCCUUCCAGGCUGAUGAGUUUUGCACGUUCCACGGUCUAACAGUAACAGAGGGGUUCGUAAACUUUGCUCGUUCUUCUUUCAUUGAACCCGAGUCUAAGCUUCCCGCAAAGAGAGCCUGGAAACUAAUCGAAUCCAAACGAAGCUGUUCCAUUGGAGAGGUAGGUUCAUGCAGGAGCCGAGGGUGUGUACAGUUGUUUAUGUAUUAAGCUAAAUCACGCUCGCGUUUUGAUUGGUGCUUUCUUACGAUCCAUCGAUGACAGAAGCUCAGAUUACGUGACCAUUAUCAAUUUUUUUGCUCUAUUUUAAAAAGCAAAUAAAUUCCAUGUUGCCAUGGGUCUGUACAGUACUAGAUCGCAGAUAACGUCAUAAUGUAGUCAGAACAUCAGUGACGCACUCGGUUGCGCCUCCUGUGCCACUUAAAUGUUCUAACCACAUUUUGACGUCAUCAGUGUUCUAUUUUUGUACAGAACCACGGCAAACUGGAAUCUUUGUUUUCUUAACUUGACUCUGAUCCUGAUGGUGUCAUAUGUGCUUUAGUGUAAGAUUUUCUUGUUUUCCAUGAUGGUUUUUAACUCUGUGUUCUCCGUUGUCCGUCCGCUUAAAUUAAACUUUCAUAUUGAAAAAUUCCGUACACAUUUACUCAUUUGUAUCUUCACUAAUACCCUCCUUGGACAUUUAAUGAAAUUUGGUUACGUUCCUCUACUCAUUUCUAUUGUUGCUUUAGGUGGUUUACAACGGACCACUUCCAACCCCCCCUCAGCAUCAACCAUGCCUCAGCUUCAGUGAAGACGGCCGCUACAUCGGUUACUUAACGGACCUGCAUUCUACACUAGUUGUAAGCGAGACACAAUGUUGAACAAGUUAACUAGAACUUUUUUUGAAUGAAAGAGAGAAUGGUUUAUUAAUUCUUAGCAAUAACUUUCAGAUAAAUAUUUUUUAAAUGGUUCACGGGUUACUGAUAAGGCCUCCUAUUUUCCAACUGCACUGAGUAGAGUUCAAGUAACGCGCGAAUCGAAUACAAAUAUCCUGCGAUGUUGUACGGUUGGUUAUUUUGUACAGGAAAAAACCUGUUUAACCAGUCGACUGCGCCUACAACGCUUUCCUAUCUGCUACGCUUUUCCCGCCAUAUUAGAAGUGCGCAUGAAAUAAAGCGGUUGGAUAAUAAAUAACUUAUUACACGCUUUGCUGUGUUGUAUCACUGAGUAUUUUUUGCUCCUUGUUUGUAUUUUGACUCGCCCUUACGGGUUCGUCAAAAUACGUUGCAACUCGUAAAAAUACUCUCCAAUACUACACACUACACAAACCUUUAAUAAGAUACAAGUUUUUUUUCGUCAUCAAAUGGUACGCGCGUGGCGUCUCAGUUCACUAACUUAUCCUUUUUUUCUGUCGUCUUUAGCCCACUCAGAUUGAACCUGCUAAACCCACAGUGUCUUACUCCGAAGAGGUGAGCUGAUGAAAAACGCAAGCAGUUUUUAUCGACACGAUCGCUGGAAAAUGAACUUGUCAGACAUUCCUGAACUUUAGCAUUAAGCGGGGCAGUUGUAAAAAAAAAAAUAAAAAGCGACCACAGUUUUGUGGCGUGUAGCUCACAUGUAGAGCUCCGUUUGAUUGCAAAUCGUAGUGAAGGUUUCAGAUCAUUUUGCUCGAGCGUGUGACAAAGGCAAGUUUUGUCCUUCGCUCGGGUGAAUGAAAUAUUUCUGACAAAUCGUUUUUCCAUAAGUGGCUGCCGAUGAUAUCUUAAGGCGAAACCCGCACACGUGACCUUGCUCGCACGCUCAACAGACGGCGGUGAGAUGUGUUAAAGGCAGCGGUAGACCAGUGGUAACCGGCUUUCAUUAAAACCUCUGUGGAAGUGGUCGUAACGAGAUUAUAGUAAAGCGCGGAAACCAGCCUUAAAAGAGCAUGAGUUAUCUACGCUUUACCAGUUGGCAGAUUGAGUCCAUAUUGAAAAGUUUUUCGUUUAUUGCAGGAAAUACAAAAUUUUACCAAGACACUGUUCUUGGAAGUGAUGAACGAAAUGUGUGCAGACAUUACAAAGGAAGCUAUUGACAAGGUGAUCUUUUUGCUUGUCAUAUGAUAACUUGCUUAACAGGCCUAAUAUGAAAUUAGGAGAUCCUCGCAGCUAAGAACACUACUGAAACGAGUAGUUGUAAAUAGGACCUGAAAAAAAUUUUGAUUUGACUAAUUUCAUCUUUCCACCGCAGUGCAAAUAUGUGAAAUUUUCAUAUAUUUAAAGGCGUAAUAUCUUUGGGCUUCCUUCCCUUGUGAGUGAUAAGUUCUCUUUCAUACAGAACUAGUACCAUAAAUUUUUUUCUAAAUUUGAAGGUGCUUUGCAUCUGUUUUUUAGUUCAUCACUAUUUUUUUUUACAGGUACAUGUUGAUCUUCAAUUGUCCACGGAGAUUACAGAUACGAUUUACGAGGAGACGAUAUCAGAGUUCAUAAGAGAAACAGCAAAUACAGUGUUUACCGAGGAACUCAGUAAAAAAAGGUCCGUGACAACUACGAUUAAACACGAAACUAGCGAAGGUUUGUUGAAGAGAAGUUUACAAUCGAUCUGAAGUAUGUUUUUCUCUCCCCAGAAUUGCUCAGGAAAACGCGGUCACUCGAGAGAGUGUGUCACGCACUAUUCACGAUGACUUAACAGAGGAGUUUGUUUCUCUUGAAAGUACGAGGAUUGCGGAGGAGGUCAUAAGGUAAAAGAAAGGUAGUGCUAAUCAGGAAUAACAAUCUCGAUCACCCACUAUCGAGAGAAAAAAAUUAAGAAAAACGCAACAUAAAAAAACCCUAACAUUAAAAUAGAACCCAAAAAAACAAAACGAAACAAAACAGAAGGUUGAUUUAAAAGGAAACGUGGAAGGUAAUAGGUGAGGUUAGCAUUCCUGUGUCUCAUCUGUGCGGAACUUAUCCAAUCGACAUUUCUUCAGGUCUCUCUGUGCCUUUCUCGUGGACGGGAUGAAGAGAGGCAUGGGGAGAAUUUAGUCUCUUGCCCAAGAUCACGACACAGUGCUCUGGCCAGGGCCUGAAUCUAGUUCUCUUGACUCGGAGUUUAGCGUGCUAACCAGGUUCUAACGCUCUCUGGUUCAAGUAGAGACCUUUCGUAGGGAUUUUAAUUGGUUGUUACUUGUUUUCCUAGGCUGUUGGAAGAGUUCAAAUUCAUUCAUAUGACGUUUGCAUCGAACUUUGGUAAAAUGCGUAUGAAAGUUUUCAUUAACACAAAAUUCUUAAUAUCUUUGUUUAUUUCUUCCAGAGAAGUGCGCUUGGAGCUUCUGAAAUUGGCCAGAGAAAGAAUUUCACAAGAGAUUUGCCAGUCCUUGAUAGAGGAGAAAAUCUCGGCUGAAGUAGAAGAAAUUGCUGAGGAAGUAUUGCAGGAGGCAAAGGCAGAAAGAGACGCUAAGUUGCAGCUAUUGGCCGGCUAUGUUAUAAAGAGUAGAACUGCAAAAUAUUUCGAAAGGUGCACACUUACUCGCUGCAUUCUGAUCUGUUACAGAAUUAACUGCGUGAAACACUGCGUUACCCGUGCCUCCCUUGUCAGGUUUGGUUCUGUCCCCAAUGUCGUGUCAGUCUCUUUUGUUUAAACCUCUGGGGGUGGGACAAAGGCGAACAUUUUUGUUUUUUUCCAAUGAUUCUCAGGACUCUAGUGUCGCCAAAAUGCAUCAGCUGUGGCAAGUGCCCGGUCAAUAAAUUUCUUUACCCUUCCCUUAGCCUGCAUGGCAAAGGAUGCAGAAAGAUAUCGGACACGCUGGUACGCGCAGGUCUGAAUCACUCGUACCCCGUACAAUGAGGCGUCUGUUACUUAGCGUACGUUUCCCCCAUUCCUUGUUUUUCGGCGCUAACAAGCAAUUGUUUUUUCCUUUCCGGGUAAAAGUUAGUAUACCUCUUACUAACGGGGUUCGAGGUCUGUGCUAUAAGAUACGGACCGAGUUUCCUCCCCUUGGUAAGAAGUGCGCAGGCGCGGGCCAUAAAUCUUAUCGGAUAAUCGAGAUUCCGUAGCUAAUAGAACAGACUGAGAAAACGAGGCUAGUUUGUUAUUUAUGAUAUCGCCAGGUUCAAAUAGUGGGGAAAGGUUUCAGUUCAAACAAACCUUUGAAUUUUAACCUCACUCUUGAUGACUUACGGAUUUGACGUCAUUCAAUGAUUUGGGUGAAUUUUGUUAAAGACGCCAUUUACAUGUUGUUUCUUCUCCAAGGUGGCACACAGCAUUCCGCGCUAGUGUGCAUUUAAAGGGACUUCUUAACACUUUUCCUCCUGGACCUCCCAUGGUCAGCAUCGAUAAUCAACUUCAGCAACUUGUGGGACACAGAACACAGGACGUCACCAUGGCUGUUAUAAGGUUAAUGUGCCUUUUUUCAGUAAUGAACCGUCUCUGCUUUGAGACCUAGUCUGGCUGUUUAUACUGACAAAGUUAAACUUCCAUCUAAUAAAGUUGCAAUUGAACAUAUUUCAGGACUGAUGCCCAUGAAAGUGAAAUCCGUAAUGUAUUGGAGAAAAGACAAGCACAUAUGGAGAGCAGGUAUUGACGAUGGCGCGCAUGCGUGCCAACGGCGGUCGUUGUAAAAAAAAAAUUAACAGACGAACGAACGAACCAAAAAGGAAGUGUAGUUGUUCUGAUGAGCACGUUAGCAACAAAAAAUCUUUUCUCAAGAUCAGCAAAACUUUCCACCUUAAAAUUCAAUUUACUGCCACCGAAUGUUUUGUAACAGAUAAUAAUUGCAAUAGAACGAGCAACGAAUAUUGGAGUACCAUUAAGUUGGGGAAAGUAUUCAUUACAAUUCAGCACAAUUCCAUAGUCUCAGGUGUCUCAGCGUCUGAUGUAACUUCCUCCAUUUCACUCAUGGAGUGAUUAGUACGUUGUUUGCUCUUAGAUUUAGAACCCUCAGUAUUGUAUGUUAAAGAUGGGAACCAAAGAAAAGAAAAUCGACAUGAGGGUAUAUUUUCUGGCCAAGUCACUUUGAAUCCUUAGCUUUAGUCAGCUAAGAAAUCCUUGGUCAUCAGUCAUGGUUCAAGCUUUGAAUAAACUUUCUUUUUAAGUAAGUCUAUUUUCUUCCUUUUUAUCACAGAAAACAAGUAUGCCGUCCGCUGGACGUACCAUUAUUGCUUGCAGACUCGAUGAGAUCUCAGCCAGUCGCUCAAAGAUUAUGUCCCAGCUCCCCGGUUUAUUGGAAAUUGAUUCUAUCGCUACCAGAGAUGCGCGAUGGCCUUGAAUUCACCGGUGAUCACGAGAGCGGCCUUGACGUUUGUUCUAUGAUCAGGGAAAAGUUGAAAAGAGGAUUUUAUCCAGUCAGUGACAACAUUCCUCAUGGACUCAAGAGAAAAGUUAGUCGUUAAUUUUUUCGCUCCUUUAUUCAGUUUUUACUUUGAAUAAUACUGAAGAUGUGGCUGACCAGUUAGUGCUGGAGACAGAAUCACGUGACUGUAGUAAAGUGCGGGGAACCAUGUCACGUUUGGUUUGCAUAUUGAGUCUGUUUGGCUGAAUAGUUUGCACCAUUCACUGUUUUUUGCGUUUAAGAUCUCGUUCUGCUCUAGAAAGAUAGCUUUUGCUGUACGGUCUUGACAGGAUGGACCUAUUGGUGUUGGACGAGAGAGCAGAUUUUAAUUUGUUUCUUUUUUCUUUUUGGUGUCGUCCUACAUUAGAUUGAUUUGUUAGCACUCUAUGGUGCGGAAGUCCGUGGCGUUCCCUUACAGAACAGAGUGAUGAAAAUUUGCACCAAGGUUAGUGAAGAAUAAAACUACUCACUUUUCACUUUUCUUGCCGUAAUUUGAAUUUAAUUUUCAGGUUAGUUAGUCCAGUCUUAAGUAUGGUAACCUCGCCUCCCUUCACUUACCCCAUCCCCCGUUAUGUAAAUUAUACAUGACCAUGCAUGCCCCGAACGGUUUUCCGUCAGAGAGGCAACUGCUUUAAUCAUUCGUUAGCCUUACGUUAGAGAUUUUCUUGAUAAACAGUUAGAGCGAUGGCAGAUCCUUGAAACGCUAGCGUAGCAGUUAAUGAAAAAUCGAUAAACAUCAGAUAGGACGACUGAGGUGUUGGAUAAAGAUAAAAUACGAUCACAUAUUUAUCGAAGAGAGUGGGAAGACUUGGAAAAUAGAUGUUCUUUCACUAAGUUGACACAAUUUGAUGCUGAUAAAAAUUAUCAUUUGGAACUCUGAACUCAGUAAGUUAUAGCCAAGAAUAUAUUUGCGUUCUAAGGGAGUUUGUACUCCAUUUGAGGAAUAUUUGUUCAAUUUCCACACUCGCUUGCUUAAUUCUGUAUACCAUCUUGUUCCAUCGGGAACUUGUGUGUAUGUUAUAAGCUGAUUAGAGUGAGGUAAAAUGCCUUGGCAGUAAGAAUUUUUGUUGUUUUAUCCAAGUUUCUAUGCUUUGCAGGCCUGUUAUGGCGUUUUGACGAACACAGAAGUAAGAGAAGCGAUGGAAACGCGGCAGUUUUUCGGAUCUCACGCGGCCAUCUUUGUUGUUGACGGGAAAGAACUUCAGCGCAGUCCAGAGGUAAAAUGAUCUUGAAAGUAUCAGGUGCUUUUUCCGCUCGAGUUAUGCCAGUGUUCGUAACACUUCUUCACGUUGCUCAUAAACUCUUUCGUACCCAAAAUCUGAAUAUUAACUUCUCAUAUUUUUUAUAACUAAAUCCCUGAAGAGGUGGUUAAUUCAACAAAAUCUCCCACUUCAUAUUUUUCUCUUUUUCUCUUUCCUCUUCGUAGCUUUCUGUUUAAAGUUGUAAUGAUAUCUAGGGGAGAAAUUCCUUCUCCAUCUUCAUGGCAUUGACAGGAUAAACUCAGGGGUUUCAAUAACUUUUUCCAUAAGCGACUGCCGAUCGUGUUAUAGGGAGCUGUACCCGAAAAGGCUUUGAAAGAAAUUCGUUUCAACUAUGUACGUGGCUUAUCCUUACAACUGGAUUGUUUGACUUUUAUUUUCACGAAUGAAGGUGGUAAGUUUCUAAAGAAACUGUGGUGCUGCGUCGGUGGGAGAGUAUAACAGGGUAAUUUAGUAUCAGCAACUGAGUUGAUGACGUAAAUUGUCACCAUAAAGAGUUUCAAAGCUGACGUUUCGAGCCCUUUGUCAUUCGGUCUUGUUCGUAUUAUCAACUCAGUUGAUAAUACUGAAAUAUCAUGUAUUUUCAUGGCCAGUCAUUGUGAUGUUGGUACACAUCUUGACAGUUGCUUUCGUAAUGUGUAAACGCGCAUCUUAGGCCUCAAGAGAAGCUCACAUUCGCCUGAGACGUAUACUUGAAAGCAAGCCACCUGAACCGAGACUACCAGUCGCUGUGAUAGUAAUUGACCACGAAGGAAAUUCGACAACCGAAGGUAAGCUACUGGGCCUACGUGAAACAUUAUUAGCGAUAGCCAUAUGCUUUUUUUUUCUGGAGCAUCUCAGCGGGCCGGAAUCUAAAAUCCUUGGUUCCAGCAGCUUACAGCAGCUUUUUUUUUUUAAUUUAAAAUAUUUUUUUCAGACAUUUGCCUUCCUGUUCAGUGCUGGUCACUCAUAAACCAUUUUACGGCUACAUGAAUUGUUGCAAACCUUUGUUCCAAACGGAGGCUGGCGAUGACCUUGAAAUUCUUUAAGUUGUUUGCAUGAAAAAUACGUGAUCAGUUACAAACGUAAAGCAGAAAGGUUAAGCUAAUAAAAAAUCAGUAUCAUAUGGCUCACUUAUCAAAGUGUUUAUGCUUUUUGUUCCAGCAGAUUUGUUAUUCCGUCUGGGUGUUCAACAGCUAAAAACAGAUGGUCUCCUAUCAGAGUGCAAUUUAUCUACAGUCAGCUCGCUCUCAGGCCACCGAGAUGAUCUGUCACAAAAGGUAUGUAAGAGGUUUUUAACCCUUUAACUCCCACGAGUGACCAAGACAGAAUUUCUCCUUACGAUAUCAAUACAAUAUCAAGCAGAUAAGGGAUGAGAAUACAGAAUAAUCUUAAUUCGGGGAUUAUUAGUUGAUCCAGUACUAAAUUCUCCUAAUUAACAUCACAAGAACUAUAUGACAGACAGUAAGGAGAAUUACUAAUGAGAUCUUGGGAGUUAAUAGGUUGACUUCAUUGGUGAUCAGCUUCAAAGAGUUCUUGUAAUGAAAAAUUUGAUCUUUGUUGUCUUUGUCAGUGUGACGAUUGAACCCAAAAUUUAUCAUAUUAUUUAAGCUGUUAUUUCAUGGAGAGCACUUUCAUCUCAUUGCUGAUUGUGGUAAUAUGCUCGAGGCUUAUAUGAACUUCAAAAGCAAUUUUCAGUUGUGUCGAAAGUGAUCCGGGACUGCGUUAGUUUUGCUUUACUUCGCUCUGUGAUUGGUCCAGAAAACUCGCGCCAUUUUGCUCAACCAAUCGCAUUCCAAACAAGAACCAAACGCGAAUUAAUCACACGCGUUUUCCCGCGCUUCAGGAAGUUUGGUUGUUUUUUGAGUUCUCAUUGGUUCUAUGAGGUAUUUUCCUCAGCCCUGACUGGCUGUUGUCGUCACUAAAUGGUUUUAAUAGAAAUGCGCUGUUAGCGACGUAGUUCACCAUGUAGUGAUCUUUUUCAUUCCGAGGAUGUUAGGGUUAAUUUUCUCAACAAGUGACCACAAUUUUUUUUGGGUGCGUAAGAAUUUGAAGGUAUAUCAAAACAUUAUCUCCAUUGAAAUAAUCCUACUAUCUUUCGUUACUUUUCAACUUAUUAACAUACAUAAAUUGUUAGUAGAAUGCAGCGAAAGAUCACUCCUAGGAGUGAAAAGUUAAAACAACUGGGAGGUUUUAAGCCCGUAACUCAUAUACCGUCGUUCUGGGAAACCUUAAACCCCCUGUUGAAUAAAAUCAGCGGUGCAUAUAUCUUAAUACCUAUUGACUAAUAGUUAAAAAUUUUUCUAUUUACAGCUUUGUUCGGCAGUGACUUGGUUAGGACGUCACAUGGCUCGAUGCUGUCUCCCAAAGACCGAUAACGUAGGAAACUUCAUUGAGAACGGUGAGUGCCGUGGCUUUAGCAUCUGUCAAGGUAGCGCCAGUGUACAUGAAAAAUGCUAGUGUUAUUGAAAUUUGUUAAGGGAAAGAAAUAACCCCUUGUCAAAGUUUGCGUGUGAAAAUCAAUUAUCACGCCUAGUCUAUGCAACACUUACCUGCGCAUUUGCGUGUUGUUUUUCUUCUGGUUUAGUUUGUUAUUUAUGACGUCGUUAAUUUUUCAUGACGUCGUUUAUCACUUAACUCAGUUAACGAUUUCGUCUACUAAAGUGACGUCAUUAUGUGAAUGACGUCAAAAGAGCUACGACCUCGAUUAUCGAAACGACUUCGUUCGGUCAGUGGUGUCGUUGAAAAGUUGAUUACUGCGCCACGACCUGGAGCCACCGAAAAAACAAAAAUUUAAGUGGGGAUAACAACUUUUCUCGAAACGAACCCUCACCAUCGGUUUAAGGACAUACAGUUUAAGGACUUAGUAAAGUUGCAGGAGAAACAUGGUGUGAAACAUAUCGGCAAUUUUCAAAACAGAACUGGAGGGAAAACACAUGUAGAUCAGGAAUUUGUCAAUGUUCUUACCAAUCCUAACUUUGAGCCGUGAAACCUAUUAAUCUCUUCAUUAGAGUUUUGAUGCGCAUUCCAAAAAGAUAAGCUUUCAUGUUCAAUCCGUGUGAAAUAAGUUUGUAAUUUUCUAGGUCUUCAGAGAUUCUUCACCACACCACUGGCGGAGGAUGUGUUUGUCAGAAGACAAGCCAAAUUGGAUCAACAGGUACUUGUAAAAUAACUUGUCGUGUGUUCAAUACAUGAGCCUCUAACUCGUAUGUAAGGGUAAUCUCAUCCCAGACUGGGAUCAACGUCUGUAUCGGAGGAACUGCGCAGCUACUCCUCCCCUAACCCAAUAACAGUUAACUGAUGAUAGGUCAGGGUUAGGGGAGGGGUGGGAAUUCGUUGGAAUUCAAUUUUCUCGUUUCGUUUUUCUUUUCCAGUGUCCAGAAGCUAUUGUUGAAUUAUACAACAGCGCUUUGGAACAUUUAGGAGCCGUUGCUUCCUCGAGGAGUUUACAAAAUCUGUCCUGGCCGAUGAAAGAAUUUAGCGAUAGAGAAAACGGGGAGCAUGGUAAAGGUGAAUUAUUUCUAUUCAACCACAGCCGUAACUUUAAGGGCUUACAACCUUCUAUGUCUUAUGUUUGUCUUAGAGAUCGGUCAUUAUUUAUCGCCCAAGGGGGACGUCGGAUAAUUUGGUUCUGACGCAAUAAAACCUACCCGAUCUGUUUUUUCCCCCUUCCUCAUUGGCAGUCAAUUCUCAAUAAUUUCCCCUCCCCCUCUAUACUCUGUUAGUGAUGACUGACCCCCUCCCUUUCACCUGAAAAACCAUGCGACCCGACGAAAAUUCCCCGGAGCCCCCCUCCCAGAGGAUGAAUAAUUAUAGGUCCCUUGGUAGAGUUGCUAAUUAUUGUCUGAAAAAAAAAAAAAAAAAAAAAAAAAAAAAAAAAAAAAAAGGUUAACAAUGAUUUCGUUUAACCGCGCUUUAUGAUAGGUCUAGAAAACUCUCGCCAUCUCAACAAAACAAAACACAUCCAGGAUUUGGUGACUCGCGCUUUCUCGCGCUUUGAGCUGACUUCACGUCCUUGCUGUGCCUUCUGUUUAGUAUUCUUUGUUCUGAUUGGCCGGCUGGAGUACUUUGGGUUUGGUUUCACAACACCUAGUCGAAUAAUAGCCUUCCCAGCAAGGCUUUGUCCUAUUUCCUGUUUAUAUAAUGACGCCUCAUUUAGUUGCUUUGUUACCUUUACAGAAUACAGAAGUUUCACACAAUCUCCUCCUUGCAAAGAAAUUUAAAAAAAAGAAGUAUAGAAAAGAAAAGGGAAAAAAAAAAGGAAAAAAUAUAUUUAGUGUUUUGCUUACUACCCAACAGAUGUACCAGAUGCAACAUGGAACAGUUACGAGAACUUACAAAGGAUGAAUACACUUAUUACUUCAUUAAAACUGCCUCCACCUCAACCAGCGGCUGUUGAUGGUAGGAAGCAUUCUCCUUAUCUUUGGAAAUUUAUUUCUUUUGUUCAGGUAAAGACAUCCAUUUUGAAGCUUCAUCGACGACUAACUCGCACUCUCGCGUGAAGACUGUGGUGUGAAUGACUUCUUCGAGCGAGAAAGCCUUACGGAGAGGUCCACCGGCAUGCUACCUUAAAAAGCUUUUCCAAUACACAUGCCUUUAUUCAUAGUCUGUUUAUUUUCCAGGCACAUGGGAGUCUGAAAGUAAUUUGUGUCUAGAAUACGCUCGAAGGUUAUCACCAGACACCGCCAGCCUGUUAAACAGGUAAGUGUGAUAGGCGCUAGCUUCCUUUUUCACCCUUAUCAAAGAAACCAAGGGAACCUUGAGUCUUGUUCCCAGUCGACCGAACUCGAUGUUGAAAAUUUUUCUCGCUGUAUAUUCUCACACGCCGUUUCAACCCUAGAGAUCGUAAUAACAUAAAGGACGCUCGUGUCAUGUGAACCAAGAGCCCAUGGGGCCCUGAUGUGAACCCAGUAGCCCUCCCACCCACCCCGCCCCUUCCCCAAAUAGGUUCCAGUAGCACAGAAUGCCAAGGUCUGUAGACACGGAGCAGUCCCCCUUUUACAGUGAGGUCCGUCAUGCGGGUAAAAAAACAAACGAACAAAAAGGAAAUUGGCGAACCGAAAAAAUUGAUUUUAGCGCGCGGAGAUCAGGGAGUGCGCCUCAUUUCCAGAGUUCCGCGCGUGCAUUAGCAUUGAGCUGCCGAAAAGGUGGGACUACUCGUAGUCUUGAAGGUCUGGGUUUUCUUGUGCCUACGUGAGCUACAAAGCGGAUCCGUUUAACACCCUGAAAUCUGAGAAUUUUUCAAUGUAAAGAACGAUGGGGUGAUGCGUGAAAUAAAAGUUACUCACAUGACAUCAAGCAAAAACAGAAAAACAAAAACAAAAUUAAAGAGCUCAGUGAGCAAACUCGUGAAUUGACACAUGAUUUUUUUGGAUUACGUUUAAUUUUAUCUGGUGUAGGGAAUUUUGUGGUUGAUUGUCUUAUCUAGAGUACGAGCAGUAGUUCAGUGUUCGCAGCAAAGAAACAAAGUAACGUUGGGAUAAGAAGGCAUUACAAUUGAAAUGAUCAUGCUAUUACGUUUGACAAGGGUGGAUGAUGUCAUGUGUUUUAAACGUAUAUCAUUUUUGUUUCUGGUUCAAAAGAAAAGGUUGGCAGUAAAUGUAGGUGAAAAGUGAAAUUUACUGUCUAUCAUUGUAAAUAUUAGAAAACCAAGGCAAUAAUGUCUUAGUGAAAACAUUAACGAUUCCCUCUUUAUCAAAUGAGACAAACGUGAACGAGUUUUGAGUGAUAUAACUAAGCCAAGACUGCCACCGUCAUUUUGGAUCUCCGCCUGGGUUGAUUUUAGUCACGUGCUAGGCAACGUAUAAUCAAGAACAAGAUAGAAUUUCAUUUCAGGCAUAUUUAUCAAUUUUGUGGUGUAUAACUUUCGCAUUUUAGUACGUAAUAUUUAUUUGAAUCUUCAAAUUGUCUUGAAACUUAAAAGAAAAUUUUUCUUUAAAAAUUCACUGAAAAUCGGUAGCUAAGAUUGUUUGUUUAGGUGUUAUUUGAUUUUCGUGAUAACUUGUAAUUUCGUCAGUCGCCGGCAUCUUUUGUUGCUUCACGCAGGAAAAACAUACGACACGAAACGUAAUGAUCGAUUUUUUCCUCAAUCUCACGCCAUAACAGAAAAAGCUUUGGAACAUCAGUCAACUCCGAGCGCUUCGCAGUGGGUGAUAUUUUCAAUGAAUCUUCGGAUUGUUUUCAAGUUCAAGGAUUGUAAAUUACAAUUUUAUGAAAAACGAAGGUUGUUCUGUUAUUUCAGUGUGAAUCCUUGCAUGCCUGCCAGUCGCUGGAAUCGACCAAUCGAGCGAGCGAGCGAGUGCCAUUCUCCACAUCAUAUCUGCAACUCGCUCGUGCGUAUGCGCGCAAUUCACGAGUUAAAAAGCGAGGAAAGGACAGGGAGGUGAUUACGAGAAAUGGACAUUUGAAGCGGUCCCUGAAAAGAGUUAUGAAUCAAACCCAAGAUUUAGCCAACACAUAUCCCUUUGUCUAGGUUUCUGAGUUCUUUGAUGUUACUUUUAGGGUCAAGUGGAUUCUAGCUCGCACUCAGCGAGCAUUGAACGGUAUCGACUUACCUCUGGCCAGUCCCUGGCUAUCUGCAUCUCAGGUUCCCUGGCCACUCGUGCUUGAGGCAUGCGUAAAUUUUCGUCUAACCCCAUUACAUUCGGACCCAGGCUUAGAAGAGCAGGACGUUUAUUUCUUACCUGAGGAGUUAGAUGCAUUUUAUCCACCAACGCUUUGGAUGCAGUCGGUAAAUUUGUCAAAGAAGGAAGCGGCGAAAGCAAAGAGGUAAUUUUAGUAGGCGCUUAUCUUUUUCCCAGAGACUUUCGGGCCAUUUAGUCGUCCAACUUAGUUUAUAUACCCUUCCACUGGGAUCACGAGAAAAUAGGUUUACUACCAAAAGGGCGACAGUUUUUAAACGGCGAUUGUAGUGAGAGCGAAGCGAAACAAAUGGUUUCAUGAGCUGAUCAAUAACUUCGUAUAUUUCCUGGCCGUUCGCUAUAAAACAAGAACAUUAGGUCAGCAAUUAUUGCAAAGUCUAAGAUGUCUGAGAACUUGAGCCCCGAUUGCGAAUUAUUCACGUUUCUCCUUCGAAGUCAACGCUGCAUUUGCAUUUUAUUUGAAGAGAGAUCUGGUGCCGUUAGAGACAGUUGACACAUCAAGCUACCCGCGAAAUUCAUAGAGAAAGAAAAGUUUAUUUUUUCAAGCCAAGUUUCUCUAGUCUUCUUCAUCGUAACAUUUUAAACUCCAAAUUACUUUUUGAUCGAAAACUUCGCCUUUUACGCACACUCAUAUUGUUACUGGGGAUAAAUGUAAAGGAAAAUUGAGAGGGUUAUACAGAUAUUUGAGCUAAAGCCUGUGUUAAUUUUUAGUCUAGAGUCGUCUAAACCAAGGAAGAGCAAAGACACUAAGUUACAAGAGUCAUUUCUAGAUAUGGAACAACAGUUUCAAGAUAUAACAGGUAAUAGUUUCAUAAGUUGCUUCCGUGCUAUACUUUUGUUAUUUCACAGUGGCAAUAUGAAGAUAGCUUUAGCAAUCGUCUCCUCUCAGAGCAAAGAGGCUCUAAGCCUUAGCUAUCAGCUCGAAAAAAGUUGUUGGGGGAGGGGGUUGGAAGGCGAGGAUUGCACAUUUCUUUGGAUUAACACUCCUUUGAUCUUGCUUCUUUUAACUGGAAGGUUCUUUUCGUUUGUUUUUCGAAGAAAAUAUCAAUGGUUGGCUUUAAGCCUUGUUACCCUGCUGUUCUGAUUUUCAAAAGGUUUUUCUCCAUUUGGUAUUGUUUGAUCGAUGGCAAAGGUAAAGUUCGAAAUGCUUAAUAGAUCCUUGCUACUGCCGAUGUUCGUGGAUUCAGUAGCGAAAAGUAAACAGGAGUAGUGGAUAGGAUAUCAGGUUAUCUCUCGGCUGUCCGUUUAUUUUCCCUGAAACUUUGCUGGUGCCCAUUCCUACCCUCAACUCUCUUUCCGGAGUACAGCGCGCUUUCCGUGAGACCUCUGUUUCUCCCAAUGAGCGGGGAGAAUUUGACGAUAUACGAGUCUCCUGCGCUCAGGGAGACCCGAUGCCUUUCUGGUUAACCAUGGACUCUGGACGGAGAGAUCUGGGUUGGAACCCUGGCAAGGGACUUCGUUCGGUGUUGUUAGGCAAGACACUCUCCUCUCUCAGAGCUUCAUUCCAUACAGAAGUAUGAAUGAAUACCAGUGAACUGUCGUAAAACUGGACACAUUGAUGGUACUUGCCUUAAGAUGGACAAAUGAUACGUCCCAAAAAAGUAGCUCUAGUAGUGGUUAGAUGCCCUUCAAACCGGAAUAAACUCCAUAAGCUAUGCGAAACAGUCUCUUUAAUACACUUUGCCGUUUUCUUUGAUACCUAGGUUUGUCUCGUACUCUCGCAACGCCAUCAGUACAGUCUACGCCGAUGGUCACGUCAUCCUAUUUAUCGGUUCCAACGAUCACGCCAUUGUUGGUAACGCCACCACUUGUCACGUCAGUACCACGUGCGUCUUCCAUGGUAAAAGAAUCUCCGUGUUCAUCUUCCCAGGCUGAAAUAAGGAUAAUGAAUGAACAGCUAAAGUCUGCCGUGGACGAAGCUAAAAUGCAGUCUAGACGGUAAGACCGUUUCUUUCAUUUCCAUUUUUGAUAACAGAAAGAGAAUUGUGCAGCAAAUUGAGAAUUAAUUGGGGGCGGCUUGGUCAAGUGGAAUUCUAGAAAGAUUUGUUUUUCUUCCGUCAAGCGAAGAAUAGAGAAAAUUUAAGUCAUCAUGAGAAACCGAACCUCAGACCUUCGGAUUUCUCGCUUCGGUGCUCCUAAAAAUUUUUUUAUACAGCUCGUAAGUUUGCAUCCUGGUAAACGGUAUUUUAAGAGAAGGGAAACUUUUCUUCACAAACGCCAGUUUGUUGGUGCAGUGAUUUUCUGGUGAUAUCGAGUUAAAUAGUGAAUCCUGGAUCUCCUGACCCUGUGUUUUCCUCAAAUUUAGGCGGUGUUCAAGGGUGUGGGCUUGUACUGGUUGUGUUUUAUAGCUAUUUUGCUUUGGAUAUCUCGAUCUCAUGCUCUCUUAGACCCCUCUAUUCCGGAUAAAAAAAUAAGUGUAUUUGCUUUUGUCAGGAAGAGUACAUAUUAACGUUUUGUAGCGUGUUCAAUCGUUUUCCUUUCCUUUUAGAUUUGAAGAAUUACUGAAAAACGGUCUUAGUGACACUGAAAAUCCACGAGAACUGAGAGAGGGUUCGUGGAGGAAAAGGAAAGCGCAAAGCUUGGGAGAAAGCAAGGUAGGCAAUUCACUUUAAGUCUCUGAAAUUCAUUUCGUUAAGUAUAAGUUUUUCACUCUAAACUCAGUUGAAGAGCGUGGAAUGUAGUGCAACUUGUUUGGCUUAACUUGACAGCUCAACUGUUCUGCUGGUUACUGCUCACGUUAUCCCUUGUACAGUAGGUUAUAAGCAAACUGCGCUGGUGCUAAGAUAUAAUUUCUAAAUUUUCACUAUCUUUUGUGGAUUACCAGGCCAAAUUAAACUAGCGUGGGCAAUGUAAAAAUUACUUGGUACAAUUUUAUCAGGUGAUAUUUAAGUUUAACAAAAGUUGUUUACAGAAAUUCAGUUUGAAGGUAAUUGCGUAAUAACAAUCUACAAUAAAAGUAAACAGUAAAUUUCCGGAGCGAGGAGAAGACCUACCAAUAAUAACUCCCACCGCCAUUAACUGGAAACGAGUCGGUACAGUCAACUUCCCGCUUACGGAUUCUUUCCAAUCCCUUUCUUUUGCCUGCCAGUCAAAUUUUGCACAUUCCCGCAAGCAGCCGCUUUCUCGUAAACGGACACAGACACUUUUGAAAGAGAGCAUUGGACUUUUUUUAAGCGGACAAAGUACUAAAGUUACAAUGCAUAUAUGGACGGCAGCAAGAAGACCCGGUUAAAUUUUUGUUGAAUAUAGAAAAGUUUUCCUUUUUAACUCGUGAAUUGCGCGCAUGCGCAAGAGCGAGUUGUAAAUAUAAUGUGGAGAAUGGCACUCGCUCGCUUGCUCGCUCGAUUGGUGGAUUCCUGUAAAACUUUUUUUCGAUUUUAGGCUUUUGAGUGCAUUUGAUAGUUUUUGGCGAGCAAUAAACAAAAGCAAUGGCGACCUUUGUUGCUAAGAAUAGUGGUGGGGUGAAAAAGAAGCAGAUGAUAAUCUUAAAAGAGUUUUUUUAUUUUCGUUUUAGUUUCAACAAGCGGCGCCAGCGACUGGCAGGCAUGCAAGGAUUCACACCGAAAUAACAGAACAACCUUCGUUUUUCAUAAAAUUGUAAUUUACAAUCCUUGAACUUGAAAACAAUCCGAAGAUUCAUUGAAAAUAUCACUUACUGCGAAGCGCUCGGAGUUUACAUAUGUUCCAAAGCUUUUUUUGUUAUGGCGCGAGAUUGAGGACAAAAUCGAUCAUUACGUUUCGUAUCGUGUGUUUUUCCUGUGUGAAGCAUCAGAAGACGCCGGCGACUGACGAAAUUACAAGGUAACACGAAAAUCAAAUAACGCCUAAACAAACAAUCUUAGCUACCGGUUUUCAGGGAAUUUUUAAAGAACAAUUUUCUUUUAAGUUUCAAGACAAUUUGAAGAUUCAAAAUAAAUAUUACGUACUAAAAUACGAAAGUUAUACACCACAACAUUGAUAAAUAGGCCUGAAAUUAAAUUAUAUAUUGUUCUUGAUUAUACGUUGCCUAGCACGUGACUAAAAUCUACCCAGGCGGAGAUCCAAAAUGACGGUGGCAGUCUUGGCUUAGUUAUAUCACUCAAAACUCGUUCCCGUUUGUCUCAUUUGAUAAAGAGGGAAUCGUUAAUGUUUUCAUUAAGACAGUAGUGCCUUGAUUUUCUAAUAUUUACAAUGAUAGACAGUAAAUGUCACUUUUCACCCACAUUUACUGCCAACCUUUUCUUUUGAACCAGAAACAAAAAUGAUAUACAUUUAAAACACAUGACAUCAUCCACCCUUGUCAAAUGUGAUAGCAUGAUCAUUUCAAUUGUAAUGCCUUCUUAUCCCAACGUUACUUUGUUUCUUUGCUACAUUAGCGAACACUGAACUACUGCUCGUACUCUAGAUAUGACAAUCAACCACAAAAUUCCCUAAACCAGAUAACAUUAAACAUAAUCCAAAAAAUCAUGUGUCAAUUCACGAGUUUGCUCACAGAGCACUUUGAUUUUCUUACGAUUUUAACAUUUGACAUCAACGCACAGUUUCAGUUCAUAUUGUUUGGCUACCCACAAGUAAUUAACACCCGCUAAUUAACUCUCGUAAGCGGACAUUCGCCCUAAUUUUCUUUAGUGUCCGCUUAUUGGAAUACGUAGGCGGACAGGUCUACUAAUGGACACCGUUUUUCAAUUCCCAAGGGUGUCCGCCCACCAGAGAUUGACCGUAUUCCGGUCACUUUCGGAGUAACAUCUUACGAGUUGUGAACGACAGCCACAAUAAAAGUAAUAUUAGCUGUAAAACAUUGGUUUUGCAUAGUUUCAGUACGAGUAGCUAAACGACGCUUGAUCAUUGCACUAAAUUGGUGAUUCUAGAAAUUCUAGGAAGAAAGAGCGAAAGAUUAGGACUAGGGCUGAAGGGUGAAGACUGGAAAUAAUUAUUAAAUUUCUAAAUUGAAAGCACCCCCGCAUAAAGGGAAGACAACUCGAUCUUAGCAUAUGUGUUAUGUGGGUCACUUCCGUUUGCACUAAAAACCAAAUCAGAAACUAAUCUCUAAAUUACAGCAAUUAAAUAAGUUAUCCCACGCGUAUAUACUUUAAAAGUGAAUCCCGAAUUCAAAGCACUUCCUGUGGUAUAAUACUUAUACAUUAGCACUCUAAAAUAAACAAGAGCAAUCAUUCAACCACUUGUUUGAUAUCAACAGUCAACUUACACAACACCUGCUUACUAAAACGGUGUACGAGAAUAUUCUUAGUAAACUUAAACACCUUAAAAAACAAAAUACCAAUCCAAUUGAAUUAUAAUAAGUUCAAAUUAGUCCAACAGAUCCCGUAAUCGUAUUCCAUAACAAUUUAUAUGUUUAUAUCACAUCAGUGUUUUUGCUAAAACUUUAAUUGAAAAAGAAAAAAAAAACUUUACCCAAACAAUGACUUUCCAUAUUUGAAAUAAAAACUCUCCAAAUUUUAUACCUAUUUACAGUGUUUUGAACGAAUAAUAUAUCAAAUAAUUUACGUCUCGUAAAGUCUUACUAAAAACUAACUGCUUUGUGAUUGUUUCCUUUCGAUCCAUUUAGAAGUCGCCAAAGUUCGUUGAGGGGAUGAACCUCCCGGAAGUUGAUGUAUCUUUCGGUUCUUUGGAAGAAAGCCUUCUCCACAUCAAUGCAACGCUUAAGUCACAAAGGUGAGUGUGUUGUUGCUUUGAGAUACAACACAAUUGUAGCCGAUUGUUUGAAGGGAUCUAUACUAGAAACAGUAUACACGUAAUAUCUCCGCUUUUAAGUCAGGACGGUAACGCCGGGGAAGACGUCGAUUGAAUCAAUAGUUUUUGUUAAAAGUUAUUGAAUGACUGGGUGUGUUAACCGUUUCGUAAGCCACACCUUGACUAUAAAAUAACGAAUGUGUGCAGCGUUGAGUUCCAAAUGGACACUUGCCUAAUUUGUUCUUGGGGUUUCCGUUCCCAGACCAUGCAAAGUUUGGUGAUUUUACGUUGUGUUUUGCAGAGGACGGCUAGCAAUGUACAUGUACAAACUUUUUUUUUAAAAAAGGCGCAUAUGCUAAGCUAUUGUUCUGCCCAUCAGAGGUCUUGUUUUUCCAUGUCCUUCUUGCCGCCGUGGAUGUGGUUUGCUUGAGGACUUCUAUAUGAUAUAAUGUAUGUUGAUAUUUGUUCGAGAUGUCGGGGUAUAUUAUCCGUUUGGGCUUCUGGAUUGUGUUCGUUAUAACGAGGAUUUCGUUAUAUCGUAGUUCUGUCCCAUACAUUUAACUGUAACUUUGGCCGGGAGGAAUGCAUGACAAAUCAAAUGUCACCAAAGUAACUUCUCUUAGGUGAAAAAUCGUAGGGAUCCGUAAGGGACCACGCGUCUCGGAUGACGCCCGAGACUUUGACCUUGCAAUGUGGAGCCCUUAGGUCGAUCAGUUUGCAAAUUAUGGCUUCCAACGUGCAUCAUGCGCCGGUAACUGAGUGCACGAAAAGUACCAAAUUGCACUGGGUAGCUUCAAUCGGACAAGUUACCGGUUACUCGUGACUAAUUGAUGCAACACUUCAAUAGAAUCUCCAAACUUUCAGGUCUUAAUAGGCUAUUUUUGAUAUAUUAAAAACUUAAUUAGUGAGCAGCACUGUGCGAAUGGUUUAUUCUUCCAUGCGUUUCUUCUAACUGUCGUCCACUUUUUCAGGGAGUUUUAAAAGUUAACCUUCAAGUUAGUGGCCUUCAAAUAUUUUUCUCACCUUGCCUAAAAAAAAUUUUCAAGAUUUUUCACCACUUCCCCUGUUCUUGUUCGUAAGUUCAGCCAAGCCUAUAUGGGGUCAUUGGCCUCCGUAAUAGCCUCCUUAGUAACCGCUAAGUGUGGCUUCUAAAUACAGGCGUGUAGUGUUAACUUGUAAAACUCCCUGAAGAAGUCUACGAUAGGUAGACGGAACGUGCUUCGACGGCAGAGAAUAAAACAUUUUUACAAGUACUGUUAGCAAAGUGCCGCUAACUAGUUUAGUUUUUUUAAAAGAAAUUUUGAAAAAUAAUUUCAGAUUGAUGUUAUCUACAGUAAUCGUUCCGAUCAUAGAAUGUUAAGUAGCGAAACGUCACACCACAAAAAAAGGGCAAUUAUUAACCAUACCUCGAUAUAACGAACAUCUAGGUUGUUUUUCCUCGAUAUAACGAACCAAUUUUCCCAGUCUCUUGGCACCUCGUUAAAUAGAGGAUCCACUGUAGUAGUUUUGAUGAGAACCGAAAACCAAAUGCUCAAACACGGGAAAAACGCAAACCACAACGAACACCAAAACUGGAAAACCCAAUGCCCCUUUGCUUAGGACAAGUACUUGCUGACUCAAUACUUGAACCUUCCAUUGAUUGUUAUUGAUUCUUUGUAGAGUGUUUUCUUUAAUCGUCGUGAGAAUAUUCUCUCUUUUUUCUUGCACAGGCGUUCUGAGCAAUUCACAGAAAGAAGGUUGAGCGAGUAUCUGGAUUCAUAGCAAAAAGCGGACCUAUGUUCCAAGGCUGCACCGAUUGAAGUGGGAAGACUAUUUACUUUACUCAUCUUUCAAGCUCUAUGAGAUCUCUAGGUCUGAGCCCAAGGAAAGAAGACUGAGAGGCGGUGGAAGAGACAUACUCAAGCAACACAGGACUUAUUUUAAUGUUUACAUAGCCUCGUCAGUUAGUGAGCUGCGAGCAGGGCCGAAAUAACACUGAGCACGUGGUUGAGUAUUCGCGCGAUCAUUUUCGAUGGCUGCCUUUUAGCUUUUCUUUCUGUUCGCGCUUGGUUGACCCAGUUGCUGAUUAAUUCGAGGAGGUGUUUACUAUACUGCUUAUCGAGGCAUAUUUAGAUCCCAAAAACAAAGAAACCAGUGAAGCAUGCCUUGAAAACUUCUUUUAAAAUCACCGACUGAAUAAAACGCCCUUUUGCACAAAAAGUGCUUUGUGGAACACACCCAUUACUAAAAUCUCGGCGUAAAUAAACCAUCGAUGCUUCGCCUUCUUCAACAGCACGGUUCUAAUUGGCUUGGCGUUUAAGAGGCUCAAAUUGAUGUAAAAUUGUAAGCUCGAUAUCCACUUUCAAUAGAAUGCGAGCAAUCAUUUUGAAUGGUAUCAGCUCAACUGUGCACAAACAACAGAAUUCUCUAAGGCCCGUUGGCUGUGCAUAAGCAAAUAGAGCGCGAGAAAUAAUUAUGCUUAAAUCUCAGCUGACUGCUUUUGGCGCCAAAAACUAAUUCCCUCAAAACAUUACUGUCAGUGUAUACCAAUGUAUACCAUAUGGGUUACAUAAUAGGUCAUAGCUUAGCGCUUACUGAAACAAAGGAAAGGUAACUGCAUGUGUGCCUUUGAUCACUCAGCUUGAGCAUUUUAAAAUUCAGACAAAUGACUCUUCCAUAGAACCCUGCCAGUCUAAAAUAACUUAUUUGCGAAUGUUUUUUUUUUUUUUCUUAUUUGUUUAUUUAUUUUCCUUUAUUUUUUGUCGCAGUGUUGUAUAGGUACUUGGCAAGAUGUCUUCAUUUAUAUGUAAAUAGAUGUACAUCUAUGUUUGUUUUUCCUCAAGACUAAAUCGUGACGAACUUAACUAAAAUAGCUUUAUUCAAUAGUUAAUAAUAGCUGAUGCAUGUUAGAAGCUUUCCUUUCGUAAAUAAAAACACAGAUUCGAGACUUGAUCGUUUAAAGAAAGGAUGCAUCAACCGCCAUCUUGGCUGGAAGACAGCAAUAUUUAAAAUGAAAUCUGAUCAUUUUAGGAAUAUGACUGCAAAUAAAUAACUCAAUAAAGUCGAGAUUUGAAUCCGCGUCCAUUUUUUUCUUCUUAUCGACCUUUAUUAAGGUGCAAUCGAGUUUAUGUCUAUUCAACUAUCUUCCAAACAAUAACUGCUCGAAGGCGUCCCAGGGAGGUUUAACUACGUGUUACGUUGGCGCAAAACGAAAAAUUGGAAAAGUGCGAAAGAACAGCGUGAGUCGACUGGAUAAUUUCCGCUCUCAAUUUCUAGAAAAUAUCUCAGUUUUAGCGCUUUCAUCCAGCAGGACUACUAAUUUGCCUAGAGGGGAUUAAAGGGAAAAUAAUUAGUAUACGAUAUAAAUACAUUGUACCCUAAGCAAAUUUCUUUUUAAUCGUAUAACGAAUGAAUUUGCCCUAUCUGUAAGUUUACUUUAAAACAGCUCGAAAAACGAAAAUGCUACCCAGGAACUAUUUAGUUAGGACUGUUAAUAUUUUCCAAAAUAGGCAUAGGGAAAGGAAGUUAGAGAACAGCCAAAGAUCCAUUAAAAGUUCACCUGCACUUUAACUGCAUCUGCUUAAUUUUUGCAAUUCGCUAGGGCGGAUUCAACAGACCAUGACAAAGAAAAGCGUUUGUGUUGUGAUAGCAUUAUUAUUACAGAAAAUUAUAUUUAUGCAAAUUCAUUCAAUAGUGAAUAAUAUCUGAGCAGUUAGAAGGCUGUUAUCUGCUUUUAGGUUCUCCCAAACUUGCGUUUUUGUCUACAAACGCGAGAACUGAAUGUAAACUGCCAUUGCAAUGAAGAAGAAUGUAAAAUGGUCGCGUGGUUUUGACCCAGCGAGGUCUGAGACUAGAAGCCAUACCACGUGAUCACUUCCCGGCGCGAAACUUGAAAGCGCGCGCUUUUUAUUUUCAUUAUUCAUCUCGAAGGAUCAAUUGAAUAGCAAUCGUACAGCUUAUCUCGCAGAUUUGAAGCUAUUUGGAACAAAAUAAGCUCUAAACUUCGGAAAGAAGCUUAUUUAAGUAUUUUACAGCCGCUAUUUCUUCCAUUGUAAAGGCUCUGCAGGAAGUUGUGGAGUAGUUAUUGAACAGAAACGCUGUCGAAGAACCCACUCCAUUGUUGAACAAUAUGGCGACGCGAAGAUACUCGAUUGAAGGUCGUGGAAGACCGCCGUUAAGCGCUCAUAGUCAUCAGUUAAACUCGAUCAGUAGAAAAAUUCUGAACAGUGGUACUACUUCCUCGCAUCAAAUGAAAGCAAAAGCCCCGCCAUCGCCCGCAUUCAAAGGAUCGAAGCCGGUUUUAUGUACACCCGAUGUCUAUUCGAAGGAACGAUCAGUCUGCCCAAGUUCAAGGCCUCAGGUACGUAGAUUUCUAAGGUCGUUUUCAAGACUUCUACUAUACUAAUCACAGUUUUAUCUGAGAAAUUCAGUACUGAUUUGAGGUUGUUUAAUAUUAGGUGAAAAGAAAACUCGAUCUGGAUGAAUCUCCUACACAAGUAAGACAGUCAUUCAGAACUCCAAAAGCAAAAGGAUACACUAGAAGACGAGGGCGCAGAGAAAUGCAACCAUACCCAAAGAGUAAGGAUUUUUAUUCGUGUUUACAAAGUAUUUCCUACAGUUUAAUGAAAAAAGAGAAAUCUGCAAAAUUAUCAUUCUGAACAAAGGGAUUUAUACACGUGUGUGUUUCCGGGAUUGUUCGUAAGCGUCUUCCUUGUAGAACUGAGUAUAAUUUAUUUUCGGCAAAUGCGAAUUGUCAAUGGCACAGUCUCCUUGAGUGAGCAAAAUGUUCUUGAUUAGCAUGGUAAAAUUUUUAAAACUUUGAUUUCUAUAUCCCUGAAUAUGUUGUUACGCGCUCGAACAAAGGUUUAACUAUGCAAAUGAAGUCUUCUAAGAAGUUUAUUGUUCGCAGUCAAAAGAUUUUCCACAUCGCUUGCGUUUUAUAGUUUCUGAAUAAUUUGAGUUCAUUUCAAAGAAAAGAAGUCAGGAGCCAUAAUCCGUAAUCAUUAAGGGGCGUUUGCAGUAAAUCGAAGGAAAUGCUUCACCUGUGAGGAUUGGUAAAAGCAAGAACACAUCUUUAUGCAGUGUCAGAAAUAAAUGAAGAUUUGCACUUGGGCAUAACUAUGGAAAUUAAGAUAUAGUUCAACAUAGUCCUUUUAUUUGAAAGAUCGUUCUCAGUGUAGCCUUAAAUAUCAUUGUCUAAGAAAAGGAGAUUUUAAAUUGGUUGGAAUAUCAACGAUGAGACAUCACAGCAAGAUUUAUAACUGCCAAUGAUAAACAAAUAUUUAUCACGUUUUUCUCUUCUUCUGCAGUGUUUGUUAAAUCUCCAAUAGAGAAGACACGCUAUGAUACAUCACUGGGGAUCUUGACCAAAAAGUUUGUGGGUCUUUUGAAAAGCACUGAAGAUGGUGUGGUGGAUUUGAACCAGGCAGCAGAUGUUUUAGAGGUCCAGAAAAGACGAAUCUAUGACAUUACCAAUGUUCUAGAAGGUGUUGGGCUGAUAAAGAAGAAAUCCAAGAAUAAUAUUGAGUGGAGGUAGGAGAGAUUUUCCAAUGAUCAGCAAGAGUUAUUCAGCUCUGAAUUGGUUUUGCCCUUUGUAGCCAUGUGGGAAAUUUACACCUCCAUGUCAACCAAUCAGAUUAAGCAAAAUCAUUACUCAGUCAUUUGCAUUUUUCUUUUCCCAGAGCAUGGCAGCUUGCUUAUUACUGUUGAGUUUCCAAUGCCAGCUAGUUAGAUUUUCUUUUAUUCUGUUUGGGUGAAGGUACAUGUAAUAGAAUCUAUGGCAGAUGAUACAGACCCAAAUGGACUAUUGGGUAACUUAAUAUUUUCAUAAUGUGCAAGAUAAUUUUGGUACUGACCAGGAUUUUUAAAAUUCUUCCAACUUAACCUUUUGACCCCUAAGAGUGAUUAGCAUCUAAUUUCUCCUUAUAAUAUCAUCACUGAAUCACACUUUAAUGUCAUGAGAAUAAAGGAAAUGAUCACCAACUGAAGAAGCUCCUGAUUGUUUAACAAAUUCUCCAUGUCAGCUUCUCAAGAAAUGUAUAGAGAGCAGUAUAGAGAAUGUGGAUAGAGCAUGACUUUUGCUGUUGUUUUAUUCAAUAGUCUUUGAACCUAUUUGUAUUGUUAUCAUAGGGGUACCUGCUAUACUGAUAGUUCUCGGCGGACAAAGGGAGCUGAAUCAAUUUCAGCGCAAACCAUGGAUCUUCACACAGACAUUGCUGACCUUGUUGCUAAAGAAUCUUUCCUUGAUAGAAUGAUAGAGGGAUGCCGCUCAGAAAUAAAAAAUCUUACAGAAGAUCCUGAAGUUGCCAAAUAUCCUUUCCAGCAUGAAUUUAUGAUGAGUUUACAGUUAAAGAAGUACACAGGGCCCCCAACUUUUGUUCCUUUCAUUUCCAUUUCCAUUUAAUACUGCCAUUUGGCACAGGUUGCUAUCUUACUAAAAUAUCACCAGUAAAGAUAGACAUGACAGCUUUCAGACAAAACAAUAGGUCAUUAUCUCAAACAGCUUAAUUAACCACAUAACUCCUUAGAGUGAUAAGCAUGUAAUUUCUCCCAAUAUUACUACCCUUGAAUCAAGCCUUAAGGUCAUGAGAGUAAAGAAAAUAACCAUGAACUCAAGAGGGUCUUAAUUUUUAAACAAAUUCUCCUUGUCGAUGCCAGACAAAAUGUGUAGAGAACAGUAUGGAGAAUUUACAUUGUCAUGUUAGGUUUUAAGGGAUUAGAUAAAUCAGAAUCCGAGCAGAUAUUAUUGUCCUUCAUUUUAACUACAUAUGCGUACGUGACAUAUCGAGAUAUUCGUGAUGUCAAGCAUUUCAAAAACAGGACAGUGAUUGCAAUUAAAGCUCCACCAGAAACGAGGCUAGAAGUACCAGAUCCCAAGGAGGUAACAAAAGGAUUUUUUUCCCUCUACAUUACAUUAUUUUAUAAGUGUGCUGCAGUGCAUGUAAACUGAAUUUUUUACCAAUGUUGUGAACAAGAAAUUUGGUGUUAUGUAAGCCAAAGUGACACAUAGUGUAGCUCAAAUUUUUCAAGGGAUCGAAAUAAGCAUGUUAAACAUACAUACAAAAGACAAAACAGAUACCAGUCUCAACAGGCAGGCAUAUGCGUCUACUCUCGCAUGCCUUUAUGUAAUUAGAAAUUAUAAGCAAGCCAAUUUUAUUCUUUAUUGUGGAAUGGUCGAUGUUUAUUUCAAUGGUAUUGUUUUUGUGAUAAAAACUGAUGGUUAAGCGAAUGUUUGUCUAUCAUCUUGAGUUCCUAUCUUUGCAUAAUGUAAAAAAGUCAAAGACAUUUCCAGGGUCAGGAAGCAGUGAAAAUAAGCAGCUGUGUUAUUCUGAGAUGCUAAUUUUUUAACUCCUAACAGAACUUUUUUUGGGAUUGAAGUUUUGAGAUGAAAAAUUUGCCACAAGGUGCUAAAGGCACCUAGCAUACCUGAAUAAAUGUACAUCCAGUUACACAUAAAUGUAAUUGUAAGCAAAAGAUCUAAUUUCUUCCUUAAAAACCUUGUGAAAAUGAAUGGAAUUCUAUCAUAAUGAAUAUGCAGUAUAUUAUGGUUCAUAUUUUUACACACAAGAAUACAUCAUACCAAUUUCUCUCUAAUGUACCAGGGUACUUUUACUUUAAGGAUUCAAAAUUUUCUCCAUUUUCAAUGAAAUUUCAUUUCAAGUGUAUGUUUGAUGAAGCAAUGAAUACAAAUGACUUUCUCAAGACCCCACUUGCAAUUUGUUUUGAUUUCUUUGCUUUAAAACCUUUCUUCCCAAAUUGGUGUCACCAAGUUUGGGGUGUGGCUUAUCUGCAAAUCAGUCAGUGUUAACUGUACUGUUUUUCCUUAUUUUUCUGACAGAGCAUCCAAAUCUGGCUGAAAAGUAUUCGAGGCCCUAUUGAUGUUUAUCUAUGUCCUGAGGAACAAGUAAAUGCCCAAUCUCCAAUGAAGGACAUUUCUCCCAUCAAACGACAGCCAGCGCCUCAAACAACACCAAGCCAUUUUCUUCUGACACCUGAGAAAACUCCUCAAAACUGUGAUGAUUUGGCAGUACCCUCACAGAGAUCUAACGAGGAUCUUCAAAGAAGCAUUUUGUCCACCAUAAUCAGUCCAAGGAAAAAUAUUCUUUUACAGACAAAUGAUGAAACAACUGGUCUGGAAGAUUUGGACAGCGAUGCCUUGAUUCCUCUAUCACCAAAUCUUACUGAAGAGGAAUAUUUAUUCACAUUGACAGAUACAGAAGGGAUCACUGAUCUGUUUGAUUCUUAUAACUUCUGGAAUGAGGCAUGAUACGUGAACAGGUAGAUUUAAGGUGCACAUGUAGAUGUAAGCUAAGUCAUUUUCAAUGGCCCCAGAAAAUACCUACAUGUUGUUUUGAGUGGUGUUGUAUACCCUGCCUGACAAGGUCUAGGAAUAUCUUAACCCUUUCACUCCCACAAGUGACCAAGACAGAAUUUCUCCUUACAAUAUCAAUACAAUAUCAAGCAGGUAGGUGAUGAGAAUAGAGAAGAAUAUCAGUUAUGGGAUUAUUAGUUGAUCCAAUACUAAAUUCUCUGAAUUAACAUCAUAAGAACUGUAUGGCAGAUAGUAAGGAGAAUUACUAAUUAGAUCUUGAGAGUGAAAGGGUUAAUGGGCAGAGUGGUGUACACAUGUGUACUGGGGUCACAAAUACAAAACAUGUGAACUGGUGUCUCAAAUGAAAAAAAACAACCCGGUUGCCACAGGACAGGAUCAAGCUGAUGUUAGAUUUCCAAGAAAAUCAGUCAUUUUUUCAUUGCACCCUAACAUCAGUAUCCAUAUUCUCUAUAGUCUUCUCUAUACAUUUCUUUUGAUACUGACAAGGAGAAUUUGUUUAACAAUCAAAACUGCCUAUAUAUCAGUUGGUGAUCAUUUCCCUUGUUCUCAUGAUCUUGAUGAAUGAUUCAGCAGUAUUACUGUAGGGAGAAAUUAGAUCCUGGUCACUCUCAGGGGUUAAAAGGUUAAGGAGCUAUCAAUUCACGUUUGAUGGAUUUGACUUGCUGGAAGUAUAAAUGUUUGGGUGGAGAGGAGAGGAUGGCUGUGAGGGGACGCAUUAAGAUGUAAUCAGAACUUGUUUGUGAAAUUCUCAAUUGUUAACUCAGUUUGUCAGGGAAAUUUUUUGAGACUGUCAGGGAAUUUCAAACACCAAUGACUGGGGCAACCAUGAAAAAAAGUUUUGUUCAUAUGAAAGAGAGGGGUUAGACAAUGAGAGUGUAGGGGGGCCUUUUAAAGAAACACCCCCCCCCCCCUUCAUAAAAGAAGUACAUGUUUGGUUAUUUUCUAGAACACAGUAAUGCUGCAUGCUCAUUUAGGAUCAAAGUAAGUAUUAAAGUGACUGCUCACCUACCCCUCCCUUGAUCCAACAACAGUCAACUGAUAGUAAGUAAAGGUUACGGUUGGGUUAGGGGAAGGGUAGGUGUGCAAUUGCUUUGAUACUUGCAUGAAUUCCUUACUUCCCGGGGGUUUGCAUUUGUUAAGGAAAAUAACAUGAGUAACUCUCUUGGUCAAAAGUCCAUAUUACCAUUGAUAGUAUCGGUAUUUAAAUUUUAAUUCCUAGUUGUACUCACUACAAAGCACAAUGAAGGAGUACUUAGGAUUUGUGAAAAACCUGGGGGGGUUUGGUUUCAGUUUUUCUUACUUUUUUUCUAUAUAUUGUAGUUUUACAAGUACUUUUAGGAUAAUUUUAAUGCAAGUUGUUCUAGAAUGGUGGUUCUUACACGGCAGGUAUUGUAUAAAAUUUUUUGUGUGAACUUGAGAAGUGAUUCAUUUUUAUAUUAAGUUAGAAAAUUGUGUUAUUUAUAUUUGAUUGUAACAAUUUUAUGAACAGUAAUGUUCCCUUGAUUAAACACUUCCCUUGAAUGAACUCCACCCUUGAUCUAACACUACAGAUGGAAGCAAAAUUACAUAUGAAGCUGUGCUUGAAUGAACAUUUCACCCAAGCAUAAGAGUGUGAUUUUCAGACUGGGAUUACAUGGAAAAAAGAAACAUGUUGCAACUUUGUAUUCCACACUUGUGGCUCCAAUAGAACAUACAGUUUUGAUUCUAGCUCAGCUUAAUGGUGAGUCAUUGGAACUGCCAUUAUUUUUCUUUUCGAAAACAUUACACCUGAUUUACCAUAAUUUUGUUUGCAAUUUAAGAAAUAUUGAUUUUGAAAUAAACUGUGCCCUUGAAUAAACAGCACACUGGAAUGAUUUUUGCAUUGCUAUAGAUUAUUAUUAGUGGGAUUAUAAUUUCAAUCACAAUGAUAAAUUCUAAGCACAGUGAAUUUUGAUUUUACUAACAGUUUAAGAACUCUGAAAAAUAGGUCUCUCAUUCUGUUGUAUACCCCAUUAACACCAACAAAAAUAUGUUAAGUUAAAUUGGGUUCAACUGAAUUAAAUCAGAAACAGAGAACUGAAAAAUUGAUUUUUCCAUGUGGUUCAAAUGGGCACAAACUUGUAUUUUAAGUUGACAAACAUUUCUUUACACAGCUUCAAAGAAGAAAACAUUUUUAAACCGUUUUUUACCAAAACAGCCUCUAAACAUGUUUAAGUUUUGGUGUCAAUAGGGUAUUAGACAAGGUUGUACCCUACUUAUGUGCGAGUUACAUUCUUCAAAACCCAAAGUAAGUUACCUCUUUCCUAGGUGUGGCUCUUACUGAGAGGCAUAGCUUGAAUACAUCUAUUAUCUCAGAUGUGAUGCUUCUUCAAGGGCAGUGCUUAAUUGAAUAAAUACAGUAGUUGAAGGGUUAUGUUUGUGAAACCUGUCUGAUUCCUUUAGUGAUAAUUUAAUGAUAAUGUAACUGCCUGAAAUGCUCCAAAAUUCCAAAAGGGUAAUGUAAGUUGCAGGAGCAGAUUCUUGACCUAUCUGUCUAUAGCUUAAGGUGUGUUUAGUUACUAAGGGACCAGAUCAAUUUGAGUUCAAGUUUUAAAUGCAAAAAUUAAUAACUAGAAUAAAACAUGGUGUUGUGUACAAAAGAAAAUAAAAAUGACAGUUAAGAGCUGCAACCUGAGGUAGCUAAACUAGACUUUAGUGAAUCAUUUUGUAAAUAGGGCUGUUGACCAAAAGAAUUAGGCUCAAUUGAAUUGUGUGAGACUUGGUCUUCUGGGUAACUGAUUAGAAUAAAUUAAUAUUCAUUAUUUCACUUUGUCAUAUGUGGUUUCAAUCUUUGUCUACUUCCUGUUUUUAGGGCCACCAACAUUUCGUCUUGAUAGUCACAGCCUUCUGGUCAGGUCUCAUGACUUAACUUUAACUCCAAAUAUCUAAUUGUCAAUUCUCC